AUGGCAUUGAUUGACAGAAUCCAAGCAUCCGGCUUGGAGUGGUCAACUCUUCGCACUUACCCUGGGAUCUGGGUUAAGCCAACAGCGCUAAUUGCUGUUGUCUUGAGUCUUGCCUGUUGCUCUUACAUUGUCUAUCACCUCUUUCUAUCCCCCUUGGCAAGCAUUCCGGGGCCUUUCCUCGCCCGCUUCACGAAUCUGUGGUGGCUUCGUGUGGUUCUGAGAAGAAACGUUCAUCUGGAAACCAUUGAAUUACACAAGAAAUACGGCCCACUUGUUCGUAUUGGUCCGAACGAAGUGUCGGUUGCGGAUUUAGAGGCAUUUAAAAUUAUCUACGGAGCUGGCAAGAGUUAUAACAAGUCCGAAUUCUACAGGCCCUUCAAGGCGAAAUUGAAGUGGAACCUUACAGCCGAGCAAGAUGAAAAGACGCAUGCUUUCAAUCGGCGACAAGUCAGUCAGACGUACUCGAUGGCUUCGACCAAGACCCUUGAGGUCUACGUGGACCAUGUCGUCGAGUUCUUCCUGAACCACCUAGAUCACAAGGUGGGCCAGACUAUUGACCUCGGUCGCUUAAUGCAGGCUUUUGCUAUAGACAGCAUUACUGAGAUCAGCUUCUCCAAAAGCUGGGGCUUUAUCGAACACGGAGAUGUUGGCGGCGUCCUCGCCCUGUCGAAAGCGGUCCUUGCCAGUGGUGCCUGGGUAGGAGUUAUUCCCUGGGUCUAUGACAUCCACCAGUUCCUUGCUCCAGUAAUUGGCAACUGGCUCGGCGCCACCAGGCGUAGCACAGAGUUUGGCGGUAUGGCCAGGAGGACGAUCGCCGAGCACAAGGAACAAGAACACAACCACAGAGAUAUCUGCUCCUACUUGCAGGAGAUCCGACGCAAGAAGCCCGAUACGUUUUCCGAGGACGGUUUGGUCGAUGUGCUCACGAGCAAUAUUUUCGCAGGCUCGGACACGACGGCCAUCGCCCUGCGAGCCAUGAUCUACUAUCUCUUGACGUCGCCGCACGCGCACAAGCGAUUCCUGGACGAACUCCACGAACGGCACAAGGCUGGUUUGAUUAGCGAAUUGGCUCGCUUUGACGAGGCUGAAGCGUGGCCGUACCUUCAAGCGGUCAUGUAUGAAGCUCUCCGUCUUCAUCCUCCUUUUGCAAUCAAUCUUCCACGUGUUGUUCCGAGCGGUGGUCUCGUGGUGGGUGAGACUUUUCUACCACCAGGCACGGUGGUGGGGUCUAAUGCUUGGGUCAUUCACCGCCAACAGGGAGCUUUUGGGGAUGAAGCCGACAAAUUUCUCCCAGAGAGGUGGCUCGAUCCGGUCAAAAAAGCCGAAAUGCAACGAUAUUUCUUUUCUUUCGGAGGUGGAUCGAGAACAUGUCUGGGUAGAAAUAUCGUCUGGCUAGAAAUGUCCAAGCUUCUACCCUCCCUGUUUUUACGAUUUGACAUCCGACUUACAAACCCAACGAAGCCUAUGCCGGUUAAGAAUUAUUUCCUGGCAUUCCAGGAAGGGCCUGAAGUCAUCUUGUCGUCCAAAAGGAAGGAUUAG
Molecule: messenger RNA, 1539 nt
Organism: Fonsecaea erecta
Lineage: Eukaryota; Fungi; Ascomycota; Eurotiomycetes; Chaetothyriales; Herpotrichiellaceae
Exons: 9
Coding region: 1-1539 (512 amino acids)
Molecular function (GO): oxidoreductase activity, acting on paired donors, with incorporation or reduction of molecular oxygen; iron ion binding; heme binding
Source: RefSeq, a predicted model, not a curated record